AUGACUAAAUCGAAUGAUGAAAAUAUUCGUUUGUUAAUACGAUGUGCAUUGCAAUCAUUCGACGAUCUAUCCAUAAAUUGUCUUUCAUCGUGGACUGUUCUUCAACUCAAAGAAAAACUUGCCGUUGAUUGUCCUUCGAAACCGGAAGCUAAAAGACAGCGUUUGAUCUAUGCUGGACAUUGUUUGCAUGAUGAACAUACCUUAAAGUCAGUGUUUGAACUUCGACCAAUUGAUGAUGGAAAUGUUCACGUGAUACAUCUUGUUUGUCCGCCCAAAGAUUUUAACGCUCACGUGGAUGCAGCAAUGCUGAGAAGGCGUAAUAGCAAUCGUAUACAAACAAGCUUAACUUCUUUGGGAACUGCAGCAGAAGUACGAAAUCAUAAUGUCAAUGGUGCUUUCCCACUUUACACAUAUCCAUUAUGGGCUAAUACAGCCGCUCAAGGACGUUUUGCUGCACCACAGUCAAUGCUGGUUUCCUCAAGUUCUCACUUUCAAAGCGCAUAUCAAGCAUAUAUGAUUUCAUACAACAAUUACGUGCAUCAAAUGAUAUCCGCAUUAGAAAACAAUUCCAAUAGUCAACAAUCAAUGCUACAACCCCCACAGCAAGCUAAUCAACCGGAAGAAGCUCUUGCUGGUGAACCAAAUUUGGCUGCAGCACCUGCUGCAGGUGGUAUAGUUCAAGAAGCAGUAGCUGGUGAUGUGGAUGGUCAGCAACGAGACUUUCUAGAUGUCAUUUACAAGGCAAUCCGGAUGUGCUUUCUGAUAAUGUUAGUAUAUGUGUAUUCAUCUGCGGAACGAUUUUUUGGUGUACUGAUAUUUAUCUUGCUGGUUUGGUUCAUCCAAGCAAGACGUGAUCGUAAUAAUCGUGAAAGGGCGAAUAGAGAACUUGCUGCUGCCAUUGAUAAUGUUCGUCAACCGCAACAGGCCGAUGCCAAUCAAGAUUAUGGUACAGAGGACACAAACGAAGUAUUGGCGACUGGAAUUGAAGAGGAACCACGAGAACCGACUGCGUGGGUCGUUUUCUGGAGCACUUGCUACACGUUCAUCACAUCCUUUUUCUCAUCACUUAUCCCGGACAAUCCACUACCUGUUAAUAUCAAUUAA
Messenger RNA from Brugia malayi, 1104 nucleotides. RefSeq lists its product as uncharacterized. The transcript has 7 exons. Gene Ontology annotation, biological process: endoplasmic reticulum unfolded protein response. Gene Ontology annotation, molecular function: protein binding. Bases 1 to 1104 code for a protein of 367 amino acids. The record is from RefSeq and is a predicted model, not a curated record. Lineage: Eukaryota; Metazoa; Nematoda; Chromadorea; Rhabditida; Onchocercidae.